Messenger RNA from Meleagris gallopavo (turkey), 3598 nucleotides. Lineage: Eukaryota; Metazoa; Chordata; Aves; Galliformes; Phasianidae. The record is from RefSeq and is a predicted model, not a curated record.
GCUGGCCGCGGGUGCCCACGGCAUCACGUGGAGCUGCACCAGCACAGCCACGGCCAGAGGCCGCCGGAGCCGCGCCGAGAGCAGCCACGGCAGUGAGGGACAGGGAGAACCCCAUCGCAGAGCCAGGUGGCACUGUCCCUGUGUCCCUGACACCAGCUCCUGGGCCCGGCUGUCCCACUGUCCCAGUCCCGUAGGUCUGUGUUCCAGGUGUCCAACUCCCAGGUGCUCCUGUUUGCUAUGUCCCUAUCCCAGAUUUCCCUGUCCCAAAUGUUCCCCCGUGUCCCUGUUCCCAUUAUCUUAGGUAUUCCUGUCCCAGGUGCCCCUCUAACCUCUAGAUGUCCCUGUCCCAACUCUCCCUGUCCCCAGGUGUCUCUGUUCCAAGUGUCCCAGCUGUCCCUGUCUCCGUGUGUCUCAGUCCCAGGUGUCCCUGUCCCCAGGUGUCACAGACCCAAGUGUCCCUGUCCCAGAUGAUCAAGCUUUUUCAUGUGUCCUGGCAUCAAAAAUCCCAGUCCCAGGUGUCCCUGUCUGCAAGUGUCUCUGUUUCCAGGUCCCAGCUGUCUCCAGGUGUCCCUGACCCAGGUGACCCAGGUGACCCGGGUGUCUCCGUUCCCUUAUAUCCCCAUUCCCGGUGUCCUUGUUCCAGGUGUGCUGUCCCUAGGUGUCCCUGCUCCUCAUGUCCCAGCUGUUGCUGUCCCCAGGUAUCCUAGACCCAAGUGCCCCUGACCCACAUGUUCCUACUCCUGUUAUCCCAUGUGUCUUCAUCCCAUGUGUCCUGACCCAGGUAUUCCAGGUGUUCCAGUCCCAUGUGUCCCUACUCCCAGUGUCCCAUGUGUUUCUGUCCCAGGUGUCCUAUCACCCAGAGUCCCCACUCCCAACCUUCCAUGUCACCAAGGUGUUCCACGUGUCCUCGCAUCAGGAGUCCCUAUCCCCCAGCAUCCCAGUUUCCAAUCUUCCAGUUUUCCCACAGCAUCCCAAAUGUCCCUGACCCAGGUGUUCCAGGUAUCCUAACAUCACAUCCCUGUCCCUCAGUGUCCCUGUCCUCAGUCUUCCAGGUGUCCCUGUCCCUGGGUGUCCCAGUGCCACAGCUAUUCUUAUCUCCUAGUAUCCCAGAUCCAGGGUCCUGACCCAGCUUGCAGGUAGAGAGUGGUGACCAGCCACCCCGGAACCCCCUCAAAAAGUGUCUCCAGAAGAGUGGCCAUGUGGUUGGGUGCCCGCCUGGACACGCUGCCCACCCCAGCACUGACCAUCGACCUCACCACGGCGCGUCGCAACGCUGAGCGCAUGCGGGAGCACUGCCGGACCCUGGGCGUCCGCCUGCGACCCCACGUCAAGACCCACAAGACGCUGGAAGGCGGUUUGUUGGCCACCGGCGGCACGCGUCGCGGCAUCGCCGUCUCCACGUUGGCCGAAGCGCGGUUCUUUGCGGAUGGUGGCUUUGAUGACAUCCUGCUGGCCUACCCGUUGCCCACCACACGGCUGGAGGAGUGUGCAGGGCUGGCACAGCGCCUCGAAGACUUCCACGUGCUGCUGGACCGCCCCGAGGCGCUGGCCAGCCUGCGGCGGCGGCCGCUGGCCCAUGGCAAACGCUGGCUCGUCUGGCUGAAGCUCGACUGCGGCAACGGCAGAGCUGGCGUGCGCCCAACGGACCCUACUGCCCUGGAGCUGGCCCGGGCCAUCGCCAACGAUGCACCCGAGGAAGUGACAUUGGUUGGGGUCUAUGCACACUGUGGGAACACCUAUGGCUGCAGCGGGGCAGAUGCCAUCCAGGCCAUCGCCAGGACCACCACCAACGCUGUCCUCGGCUUUGUGGCUGCGCUGCGGCAGGCUGGCGUGCCCUGUCCCCACGCCAGCAUCGGCUCCACUCCCUCCUGCAGCCUCCCCAUUCCUGAGAUGUCCCAACUCACCGAGCUGCACCCGGGCAACUACAUCUUCUACGACCUGCAGCAAACACAGCUGGGCUCCUGUCAGCCCCGGGACGUGGCCAUCCGUGUCCUCACGAGGGUUAUCGGGCACUACGCACACCGAGGGCAGCUGCUGGUGGACUGUGGCUGGACAGCACUCAGCCUGCACGGGGCAGGAGCGGGACGGGGCCCCCAGGGCUGCGCUGCCGUCGAUGGGCACCCCGAGCUGCGGUUGGUGGGGCUGACGCAGGAGCACGGGCUGCUGGAGCACGCUGAUGGACAGAUGGAUUUUGGGAAGUUCCCCUUGGGCAGCGUGCUGGCGCUCAUCCCAUACCACGCGUGCGCUACGGCGGCCAUGCACCCUGUGUACUACGUGCAUGAGGAGGGGCAGGUGGUGGCCCUGUGGCACCCCGUGCGUGGCUGGUAGGGCCCCAUCCCACUGCCCAUAAUGAGGUCCCGCGCCCACAGUGUGAGGUCCUAUAGCCAUAACGAGGUCCUGUGCCCACAAUGACAUCCCACACCUACACCGAGAUCCUGCAGUCACACCGAGAUCUUGCAACCCUGCUGAGAUCCUCGUGGCCAGCACGAGAUCCUGCAACCACAUGGAGAUCCUGCAGCCUGCUGACAUCCCAUGAGCAUCAUGAGGUUGUGGAGCCAUGAUGAGACCCUACAGCCAUGAUGAGAGACCCUACAGCCAUGAUGAGAGACCCUACACCUGUGAUGAGAGACCCUACACCCAUGAUGAGACCCUACACCCAUGAUGAGAUCCUACACCCAUGAUGAGACCCUACACCCAUGAUGAGAUCCUACACCCAUGAUGAGAUCCUACACCCAUGAUGAGAGACCCUACACCUGUGAUGAGAGACUCUACACCCAUAAUGAGACUCUACAGCCAUGAUGAGAGACCCUACACCCAUGAUGAGACCCUACACCCAUGAUGAGAGACCCUACACCCAUGAUGAGACCCUACACCUGUGAUGAGAUCCUACACCCAUGAGACCCUACACCUGUGAUGAGAGACUCUACACCCAUAAUGAGACCCUACACCCAUGAUGAGAUCCUACACCCAUGAGACCCUACACCUGUGAUGAGAGACUCUACACCCAUGAUGAGACCCUACACCUGUGAUGAGAGACUCUACACCCAUGAUGAGGGACCCUACACCUGUGAUGAGAGACUCUACACCCAUAAUGAGACCCUACACCCAUGAUGAGAGACCCUACACCCGUGAUGAGAUCCUACACCCAUAAUGAGACCCUACACCUGUGAUGAGAGACUCUACACCCAUAAUGAGACCCUACAGCCAUGAUGAGAAACCCUACACCCAUAAUGAGACCCUACAGCCAUGAUGAGACCCUACACCCAUGAUGAGAGACCCUAUACCUGUGAUGAGAGACUCUACAGCCAUGAUGAGACCCUACAGCCAUGAUGAGACCCUACACCCAUGAUGAGACCCUACGCCUACGUCAAGAUAAUGAAACCACACUAAGAUCCUACGGCCCUGAUCAUAUCCUGCAUCCAUGCUGAGAUCCUGUGCCCAUCCUAAAGUCCUACGCCUACACCGAGAUCCUGCAUUCACACUGAUUCCACACCUACACCAAGAUCAUGGAAUCAUGGAAUGGUUGGGGUUGGAAGGGACCCAAAGGAUCAUGAAUCUCCAACCCCACUGACACAGGCAGAGCCACCAACCUCCAUAU